CAUGGGUAAGCAGGGACAGAAAGUGCUGUCCAAAGUUCUCAUGUUCAACUGCUAUAAGAGGGCGACAUACUUAUAUGUCAGUACGGACUAUCUAUAAGGUAUACACCAGCUCGGACUAUCUGCAAGGUAUACAUUAACACAGACUCUCUGCAAGCUAUACAUCAGGACGGAAUAUUUGCAAGGUAUACACGAACACAGACUAUCUUCAAGGUAUACAUCAACACAGACUUUCUGCAAGGUAUACACCAGCACGGACUAUCUGCAAGCUAUACAUCAGAACAGACUAUCUGCAAGGUAUACAUCUGCACAGACUAUCUGCAAGGUAUACAUCAACACGGACUAUUUGCAAGGCAAAGCUAAGAUAAAGUGUGUUUUCCUCUGUCUCUUGAUGAGAUAAGGAUGUAUGCGAAGACACAAUUUACAUCACUGGCAGCUACGUCGAUCUUCGCGCUCGUAGUUAGCGUCUUAGCAACAAUAAACGUUUUAGCCAGCCACUCGGGCAACCUACCAGUGAGUUAUGCGCGGAGUCCGAGAAAAACCACAGAUCUCCACAACGAUGGCAAAAACUGGAAUGAGUUCAGGAAAACCAAAAGUAUCGGCACCAAGUAUGUAAGCAUGACACUAAAUCCACUGUGCAAUUUGACUGGUACCUUUCCAUGCCCUUGUGCUGUAUCAUUAGGUGAUGAUGUCAUUAUAGACUGUUCGCACAGAAAUCUAACAUUUGUACCUAAAAACAUCCCCCAGAAUGUCACCGAGUUACUUCUCAGCUAUAAUAAGAUUGAAACUCUUCCAAAUGGUGUUUUUAUGAGCUACCACUAUCUACAAUCACUGGACAUCUCAUACAACAACCUAUCCUAUUUGGGGUCAGGAGCGUUUGACGGAUUACAUCAACUGAGAACACUGCGUCUGGACGGAAAUCCCUUCAAGAUGUCCUACAAAACGUUUCCUGAGGACGUAUUCGACUCUCUUAAGGGUCUUGUUUUGUUAAGCUUAAAGUCUAACUUAUACGUUGAUGACCCCGAGAUUCAAUACCCGGAUGUUGCCUUGGGUAAACUCUCCUCACUGGAGACGCUUGUAAUCAAUGGAUUGUCGAACAAGACAUUUGGAGAAGGCGUUCGCAAAAUGACAUCACUUCAAACAUUAGACCUUUCUUGGACACCUUCCUUUACAUCCAUAUCUAAAGAUACGUUCAUCAACUUCUGUGAUGUUCCUUUGAAGAAUUUAUUUCUUAGCCACUGUGAUCUGAGGUGGAUCCACAAAGAGGCUUUCACAUAUUUGCCAAACAUCGACACUAUUGACUACAGCUACAAUAAGAACCUGGAGAUUAAAGGGGUGAGGAUGAGCUCGUAUGGUCUCCAGAACUCUACAAUCCGGAAAAUCGUGAUGCGACGGGUUCAUGCACAUCCAUAUUUGACUGUUGUUACGAAGGAGGACGUACAGUACAUCACGAACACGAACCUUGAGGAAUUGCACUUAGACAACAACACCAUUGGCCAACUGGAGGAAGGUGUAAUUCAGCUUUUGCCGUUAUCAAUCAAAGUGCUCCGCGCGUCAUGGAACAAUUUACAGACAAACACGAGGCAGAUGCGUCACCUUUUACGGUUGAAAAGUAUCACUGAAAUCGAUGCCAGUUACCAGGAAGUACCAGCGUUCGGUAGAACACCCAAGGUAGAUCGUAAAAUUCAUUUUAGCGAAACAUCGGCAGAAUUGCGUAAAAUUCGCCCCAACACUUCGAAAAACAAAAACGCAACAGAAAAUCACGUGGACUUCGGCAUAAUUCUUCCUCCAAAUUUAUGGCUGGUAAACAUCAGUGAUACGUACAAACUGCGUUUCGCCAUCCCGUAUUUGGAAUUUACCAGUUCAAGCCUCAGCCAUUUGAAUGCCGCUAAUAACCUUUUGGAGAAAUGGAUAGGUCCCGUCAAAGGGUCAGAGACACUUCGUCAUCUUGAUCUAACGGGCAAUAAUUGCUACAAAGUUUCAGAGACGUUUUUUGCCUAUGCGACAAAUCUGGAAACAUUGCUCAUCGGAAACAACAGACUCGGAAGAGACUUCAGAGAGAUCACGUUUCAUAAUCUCACUAAACUAAAUCUCCUGGACAUGAACCACAAUCAACUUGAAACGGUUGGGCGCAACUUGUUCUCAAGACUAACAAACCUCACUUAUCUGAACUUGUCCGGAAAUUACCUUUCGAACUGGAGAUCGAACAUUUCCGGUCUAGUCAAACUUAGGAAUCUAGAUUUAUCCAACAACAAACUAAAAGCUCUCCCUCUGUCAUUAUGUAGAGAUCUUGAUACUAUCCAGCAAUUCACCCCCAUCCAAGUUGACAUCCAGGGGAACCAACUUCAGUGCAUCUGUGACACGGAGUAUUUCAUCGAGUGGUUAACACAAACCAAAGUUUACAUCCGCAAUUUAAACUCCACUUCCUGUACGUUGGAAAAUGGCACAGUGUUAUCUUUGUCAGGCAGCACAUCCAUUCUGAAUCAUCUUCAGCGGCACUGUCGAUCUUACACUGUUCUAAUUGGUGGAUUAUGCGCAGGUGUGGCUUUGUUCCUGAUAGUGCUAUUGGUUGGAAUUGUCCGCCGACAUCGCUGGAAACUCCGAUACCUGUUCUACAUGGCGACUAACUGGCGAAAGAGAACGGGUUACCAAAGACUGGACACCGUCGACCAGAAUCCCUUUGGUUACGACGCUUUUGUGUCUUAUGAAGACUCGGAUAGAACCUUCAUCCGUGAACAGGUUAUUCCCCGUCUGGAAAGGGACGCUGGCUUAAAACUCUGUAUAGACAAGAGAGAUUUCCUACCUGGACUCUAUGUUACUGACAACAUUCUACACGCCAUACAGAACAGCAGGAAAACCGUGAUCUUCCUCUCUCGAAAGUUCCUAAAAAGCAAAUGGUGUGUGUACGAGAUGAACAUGGCUUGGAUGGAGGGGAUUCAUAGCGGCAGAGACGUACUGGUGAUGGUUCUGACAGAGAAAAUACCGACCAGUCAACUUUCCGCUGAUAUUGUAGACGUCAUCCACAACCAGACGUACAUGGAGAUGACGAACAACAGGUACGGCGAGGCGCUCUUCUGGGAGAGACUUGCUUCGGCCAUUAAGCAAUUCUCUCCCAUCCAAGUUGACAUCCAGGGGAACCAACUUCAGUGCAUCUGUGACACGGAGAAUUUCAUCGAGUGGUUAACACUAACCAAAGUUGACAUCCGCAAUUUAAACUCCACCUCCUGUACGUUGGAAAAUGGCACAGUGGUGUCUUUGUCAGGCAGCACAUCCAUUCUGAAUCAUCUUCAGCGGCACUGUCGAUCUUACACUGUUCUAAUUGGUGGAUUAUGCGCAUGUCUGGCUUUGUUCCUGAUAGUGCUGCUGGUUGGAAUUGUCCGCCGACAUCGCUGGAAACUACGUUAUCUGUUCUACAUGGCGACUAACUGGCGAAAGAGAUCGGGUUACCAAAGACUGGACACCGCCGAAGAGAAUCCAUUUGGUUACGACGCUUUUGUGUCUUAUGAAGACUCGGAUCGAACCUUCAUCCGUGAACAGGUUAUUCCCCGUCUGGAAAGGGACGCUGGCUUAAAACUCUGUAUAGACAAGAGAGAUUUCCUACCUGGACUCUAUUUUACUGACAACAUUCUACACGCCAUACAGAACAGCAGGAAAACCGUGAUCUUCCUCUCUCGAAAGUUCCUAAAAAGCAAAUGGUGUGUGUACGAGAUGAACAUGGCUUGGAUGGAGGGGAUUCAUAGCGGCAGAGACGUACUGGUGAUGGUUCUGACAGAGAAAAUACCGACCAGUCAACUUUCCGCUGAUAAUGUAGACGUCAUCCACAACCAGACGUACAUGGAGAUGACGAACAACAGGUACGGCGAGGCGCUCUUCUGGGAAAGACUUGCUUCGGCCAUUAAGGCUAACUAA
This is a messenger RNA of Liolophura sinensis, 3906 nucleotides long. Its product is annotated as toll-like receptor 4. The coding region runs from base 400 to 3906 and encodes 1168 amino acids. Gene Ontology annotation, cellular component: plasma membrane. Gene Ontology annotation, biological process: signal transduction. The record is from RefSeq and is a predicted model, not a curated record. The transcript has 3 exons. Gene Ontology annotation, molecular function: signaling receptor activity; protein binding. NCBI's taxonomy places the organism in Eukaryota, Metazoa, Mollusca, Polyplacophora, Chitonida, Chitonidae.